This is a messenger RNA of Ananas comosus (pineapple), 892 nucleotides long. Its product is annotated as expansin-A8-like. The transcript is spliced from 3 exons. Gene Ontology annotation, biological process: plant-type cell wall organization. Gene Ontology annotation, cellular component: extracellular region. NCBI's taxonomy places the organism in Eukaryota, Viridiplantae, Streptophyta, Magnoliopsida, Poales, Bromeliaceae. The record is from RefSeq and is a predicted model, not a curated record. The coding region runs from base 48 to 797 and encodes 249 amino acids.
GAGAGAGAGAGAGAUAGCCAAGUAUGUCAUUAUAAAUAGAGAAUGUGAUGAUCAAUCUUCUCCAUCUGGGCAUUUUUCUGCAGUGUGAGAUGGAGAUGAUUGCUGCUAACAUCUGCAGUGCUUUGCCGUUGCUAGUGUUGUUGAUCCUCCUCAACACCACCUCUCAAUUGAUCACUGUGACCGUGGCGCAAUGGGUCCCCGCGACUGCCACAUUCUAUGGAGGCAGCGACGCUUCGGGGACUAUGGGCGGAGCAUGCGGAUACGGGAACUUGUACAGCGGCGGGUAUGGGAUCAGCAACACGGCACUGAGCACGGCGCUGUUCAACAACGGCGGGUCGUGCGGGGCGUGCUUCCAGAUCACGUGCGACCGGAGCAAGUCGCAGUGGUGCAAGCCGGGCACCUACGUCACCGUCACCGCCACCAACUUCUGCCCCCCUAACUACAACCUCCCCUCCAACAACGGCGGCUGGUGCAAUCCCCCUCGCCAGCACUUCGACAUGUCCCAGCCUGCGUGGGAGUCCAUCGCCAUCUACCGUGGCGGCAUCGUCCCCGUCUUCUACCGCAGGGUUCUGUGCCAGAGGAACGGCGGGGUGAGGUUCACGAUCAAAGGGUCGGGGACAGGGUGGAUUCAGAUGAGCAGGAACUGGGGCCAGAACUGGCAGAGCAAUGCAUACCUCAGGCGCCAGAGCCUCUCCUUCCGGGUGCAGACUGCUGACGGCCGCGUCCUCACCGCCUACGACGUCGCCCCCUCGUACUGGGGCUUCGGCAACACAUACACCACUAACCUCCAGUUCUAGUCACUGCUCAGUUCAACAUGUUCCUCUUUUUUUUUCCCUUCUCUCUCUGACCUGCUUUUCUACUUGUGUGUCAAUUCUUUCCUGAAGUACUUAGG